Messenger RNA from Chara braunii, 3399 nucleotides. Lineage: Eukaryota; Viridiplantae; Streptophyta; Charophyceae; Charales; Characeae. The record is from the annotation of a GenBank genome assembly.
CGCGGCGGAUUUUGGGUUAGAUGGAUUCUUGAAGUGGUAAACCAUUGACAUUCUCGUGUAUGUCUACGUGUCACUUGGUGACUAUGUGUGCUGCUUUGUGUGUUUCACACCUUGUCUGCCACCAUACAUUCUCAACUCAUCUACUGCACACGUGAACUUGCCUGGGGAGGAUUACCGGGUUUGGAGUGAGCGUGCUGGUGAACUACAUACUUGUGUUUAGUACUAUCUCAAGAUGUCGACCUCCGGGCGACGCGAAGAAGAACGUGACAGUUACGAUCGAAGACGUGAUGAUGAACGUGGGAGUAGAGAACGCCGCACUUAUCGUCCUGUGGUGUGUUUUAACUGUAACGAGGAAGGACAUUACGCCAACCAAUGCCCGCAACGGGGCGGACGGGCUAGUCGACCUUUGACGUCGACAGAUUCAAGACGUUCUCGUUCACCGAGGCAUGCUGAGUUCGGCCGCCGGCUGCCCCCGCAAGGGGAAUCGGAAUUGAGGGCGAAGGUUGCGGAGUUAUCAAAGGGCAUUGCGACAAUCAAGGAGCACUUUGACGAGGUACGCGCGAAGAAAGAAGAGAAGGCCCGCAAGAAGUGGGAGAAGGAGCAGCAGAAGGAGGAAGCAAAGCGCAAAGAAGAAGAGGAAGAGCGACUGAGAGCCGAGGAAGCGGUGAAACGUGAGGCUAAGAAGAAGAAGAGAGAUGAGAAGGCCAGGAAGGAAGCCAUCGCACGAGCUGAAAUGAAGAAGGAGGUAACGCUACAUGCAGCGAAGAUGAUAUGUGAGAUUAAGGAUGACUUUCUACAAGAAUGGAAGACAGCGAUACUACCAGGGACUAUCGGUGGCGUGAAGGAUAUGAAAGGCAAGAAGGCGGUAGAAUUUGUCACCAAUGAUGACGAAGGGUCGGACUAUAACUCCGAAGGAAGUGAGACAAGUGUCACACAGGAGUUGAGUGUCAAGACGGGUAGACUAUGCCUAGCAGAAAAGAGGAAACGGGAGGAAGACGUGAAGAUGGAGGAUAGUCCUCCGAUGGAGUUGCCAGCCAAACGGACUCCGCGGAGGCCCAGCCUCAAGUUGGUUCCGAGUUUAGGAUUAACUCGCUCGAAGAGUAAAGCGAAGGUCCCACGCAUGGUGAUUCCGGCGAAGACGCGCACCCCCGUGAAGACCCCAUUGUCCAAGCUGAGCAAGCCAAAGAAGACUCCACCGACGGGGAGAUUGACCCCGGCUAGCAAAGCGCUGGCGCGACUGAGGUUCCGCGAUGCCGUGAUCAAAGAAAUCAAGGAUUGCAAUGCCGACGAAUUACAGCGUAUGUGCCGGGAGGAGGGCAUACACUAUGAUGGUAAGCUGGACGCUAUCUUUGGCCUAGCGGAGCACCGAGCGCAAUGGCACUUUGGGCGCGAGGGUGAGGUUGAAGUCGUUCGACCGAUAGAGCUCGGGUCCGAUUCAGUUGAAGCCGAGGGUUCCGCGGGUAUGGACUUCCCGCGUGUGAAUGAACAUGUGAAGUUUCGGCUUAGCGAGGUAGCUGACUUGCACCCGCUGUUGUCGAACGCGAACAAUGUGCCGAAGAUCGAGGCGCCGAAUAGAUUGGAGUUGUUGAGAAUGGAACAACGUGAGGGUUUUUUGAAUUGGAAGAAUUUGGGUGGUGAGAUUCCGGAUUGCGAUGGGGUUGACUUGUCUGCUUGCCUGACGUCAGGGGAUGAACCUUUGUCCUGUUUGUCUUUGAAAGAUGUCACAGAGCUGAAAGAGCGCUUGAAGGGCUUGGUGAUAUCGCCCGUAGAUAGGAAUCCCGGGGAGACUGUUGUGAUGUGUCCUAUUACGUACUAUGAUGCCAUGAUGAGCACGUUUAUUUGCAAUCCAGGUUACCGACUUGUUGAUAGCUCGGAGGGGGAGAUCUUGCGGGAAAUCCGCGAGGAUACCCUACGACGAGGAAUCAUCAGAUCGGUGAGUUGGGAUGCCACGGGAUCGUUUGGUGCGGCUUAUGUGAUUCCGAAGCAGAAAGAUCUAGGCAGGUAUAGACCUAUCUGCCCAUCGUUCAAUGAGACGAUGGUCAAAACCGCACGGACGAUGAGCAAAGCGCUGAAUCACCUGUUGAGUCGGCUGCCAAGAAGGUGGCAUUUCAACCUGCGAGCUGUGUCUGACUUGUCGACGCAGUUGGAUAAGAUCAAUGAAAGAUUGGACAGGUUACCUGGUGAUAGGCAAAUCAGUUCCUACUCCUUUGACAUCAAGGAGAUGUUCUCCAAAUUGCCGCAUGAGUCGAUUUUGAAUGCUGUGGAUUGGAUCAUAGAUCACCAUCGAGUGAAGGGACACGAGUUUGUGAGAGUUAAUACCCGAGGUAAAGGGGCAACCUUCGGGUUGACAACAGGGGAUGACCACUGGAAGAAACUGGACUUGGAAACGGUCAAACAGUUUGUGCAUCUCGAGAUUGAACACACCUACUUCUUUGCUACGGGAGUUUUGCUUAGACAGGUAGUGGGUGUUCCCAUGGGCAAGAGCAUGAGCCCACCGAUUGCAUGUUUUAUGUUCACCUUCUCCGAGUACCAGAUGACCUGUACACUUGGACGAAGCUGUCGCAUGUUUGGGGCAUUGAGAUUGAUUGAUGAUGUGCUGUUGAUUGUUUCAAGCCAAGAUGAGACGACACGCCUGUGGAUUGUCCGGGCGUUGGCAAGUUGCUACCCGGACGGACUGGUGUUGAAAAGAACAGACAAUGGAUCGGGCACGGCAGAGUUUCUGGGCUGUGAAAUCAGAACUCAGCAGUUGUACCCUUUCAUUGGUUGUGUACAGUUGUCCAGGAACGAGAAUUGCAUCUGGAACCAGGAGAAGUUGACCAUACAGAAUGGCCAGUCAUUCCACUCAUGGGGUAGCAAAAAGCAAAAGAGUGCGACUAUUGGCAGCCACCUGCAUCGUAUCCAACAAAACACUUCGAUUCGAUCAGAAAUUCCUGGACGAGUGUUGGGCCUGCAGCAGGCACUGGUCAGGGAGGACUUUCCACUGAGGUUUGUAAACAGGGUUUUUCAACGUUUUGGUAGUCAGCGUGAUGAGUUGUGGAGACGGACCAUAGACUUCGUGUGUGAUGAGUAGCAUAUGCCACACGUGGAUAGGGUUAGUACUAUGUGUUCGUCAGUAUGGUGCUAUGCAUGUUGAGGGAAUUGUAUGUGGGCGGUAGUCUUGUAGUUGUUUAGUUUCGUAGCCUCUGUAGAGUUUCGAACCGGUUACCGGUGAGACGACCGCUGAUUCGUGUUUUUGAGGGUUCGACCCUGGGUCCGGGUUGACGGUUCGACCUGGGAUUUUUCGUAAUUGGACUCGUGGCUAUUCGAACCUGGAACCUGAACUCGGUCAACCCAUCUCAGGGAGGGGUAGGACCGCGUGGGGAAUUUGGUUGAUGCUUUCGAUAAAUACGUAGUUGUAGA